Messenger RNA from Fusarium coffeatum, 3402 nucleotides. RefSeq lists its product as uncharacterized. The transcript has 4 exons. Lineage: Eukaryota; Fungi; Ascomycota; Sordariomycetes; Hypocreales; Nectriaceae. The record is from RefSeq and is a predicted model, not a curated record. Bases 1 to 3402 code for a protein of 1133 amino acids.
AUGGAUUUCUGGUCGCGCCUAUUGAGCCCUCUCUCGUCUGGGGGCUCCCGCAAGGACCUUGGACAGGAUCCUGCGAAACGACUGCACCGAUUUGAAAAACAAUACAGCCGCUUAUUAUCCGCCUGGAGAGCGUCGUCCAAUUUGUCUCGAGAUAGCGACGCUGCCGAAACCCUAGAAAUCCGCCUCCAAGAACUCACCAAUAUUCUCAGCGACGAGAGCCGACGGCCGUUACCGCAUCCAUGUAUCCAGUACUGCUCGAUCAAGCAAAUCUACGUUCCUAUUGGCAAGAUCGCCACGACCUCGUAUAACGAAUGGAUCAUUAAGGAGGCCGUCCUUUUCUUUGCGACUCUGAUCGAAAGCGAAGAGGAAGCUUUUGUCGAGAACCAGACCUUCUCCGCCAGUCUGACAAACCUCCUCGUGCGAAUCACCGGUCUAAACAGUGUGCGACUGGGCCUUGAUACCGAGUCGCGCGUCGUCGAACUUGCCUUCAAUAUCACCACCAAGAUUCGCCUGGACCCUAGUAUUCUUCCAGCAUGGUUCAAGACGCAUCGCGGCGUAGCGCUCCAGAACAGGGAGAAGGACGACAACAAUCGCGAUACUUUUGUUGGGCGAACACAAAAGGCCGACUUUCCUCUCUUCUAUAUCCUCAUGGACUACAUUCACCAUGAGGGAAAAGUCGGCGAUUUUGCGCGAACAGGAUUACUCUACAUCAUCGAAGCAGCGUCGAGUUCGGGACCUUUGGAACAAUGGAUUGUCGAAAGCGACCUGUCAACAUUGAUGGCGACAGGACUUGGCGCCUUGUACAGCCAACUGAGCCGCAAACUAGUCGUUGACCAUCUUCCUCACAACCUACCCCCUAUUCUCGCCUUUUCCGAUUACGAACACCCUACAUCCAACUACGAGGUGAUUAGCUCAUGCUCCCCCGAGUUUCAAUCUCACCUUGAAGUUUUCCUAUCACACCUGUUGUUCUGGCAAGACGUUCUGAACCACUGCCGGUCGGUUGAGGUCAAGUCGACUCUGCUGGAGCAUUUUCAAGUCAUUUUCUUACAACAGUUAUUAUACCCCUCGCUGCUUGAGUCCUCUGAUAUCGACGGAGGUUCAUCAGUCGCUGUUUUAACUUAUCUUCGCCGUAUCCUAGAAUCUCUCGACCACCCUGACAUGAUCAAUCUUAUUCUCCACUACCUUCUAGCAUUGCCUGAUAAUAUUGCCUCCGCUCGACCUGGAUCCAGCUCGUCUGUCAGUAAGGCUCGCAAGCGAAAGUCGAUGGAUCUAGCCACCAUGUUGGCGGAAAGGGCAGAACCCGCUGCGACUCCUCUACUCUUCAACCUGGUCGAUCUCAUUCUUGCGUGUCUGAGAUCACGGAACCAACAGACUAUUCAUGUUACGUUACAAUUGGUGUCAGCCAUUCUCAAGCGACAUCACCGAUAUGCUAUUAUCACUCUUCUGAGAACCGAUCAUGUACCAGUGCAAAAUGCUACGAGAACUGUCGGUGCUCAAGAGCAAGAAGUUGAGUUCUUCAUGUCGUUGGCGGGGACAAUAGGCGGCGAAGAUGAUUUUGAUGAAGUAUAUCAGCUCGUCCUUCGAGAUACUAUGACUAAACUUGAGGCCCAUCCUUGCUCGCUGAAGCUUGUGGCACCGAGGGCAUCUACGAAUAACCAACGGUUGCCCGACAGUCUCCCUGGCGCACCUAAGGAUGUUGGAGACCAUACUCUUCGGCCGGACGAUCCUCUCCUCAACUCGCUGUUGGACCUUCUGGAAACAUUCUUUGUUAAUCAAGUAGAGACAAAUCUCUCAGUGACAGAGACUCUUGUUGACUUGGCUAUCUGUGGUUUUAUGAAGAUCGAAGGAUGGUUGACACGCAAUCCAAGCUCCUAUAUAUAUGAAGAGGCCGAUAAAAAACAUACGCCUGAAGGUCAGGAAGCCGCAGAGAGCGAUGAUGAUGAGGACUUCGAAGACCUGCCGUCUCCAACUGCCGAGCAAAAACAACUCUUAGCUAUGGAACAAUGUCGCCAACGCCCGCAAUGGUCUGAAGCUUCAUUACCACGUGUUUAUGGUGUCCUCAGACGAUUGGAGGAGCAAGUAGCUUCUUACAAAAGGACCAUUCCUCGCUUUGACGAGCUCGUGCAACAACGGCGCGACGCUUUCAGGACUGCGGAUGCAAUGUUACACCACGCGGGUCCUACACCAAGGCCGACCCCCAUAAGUGAAGACCCCCCUGAUCGGCGCAGCUUUGAAGAGAUAUCACGCAACACGUCGCCUUCCCGUCCAUCGACGUUGGAAGGCCUAGCGCACCGUCUCCUAUCUGAAUUGGGAACCCCAAGCCGCUCCAAUAGUCCGCGAGGACGUAAGGAACCUGGCCGCCCUCCUGGAAGCGGAAAUGCGACACCCGGAAAAUCCGGUCUAAGCUCUUCAAAGGAGGCGUCUCAUAGUAGGGGACGAGGCACUUCGGGACGAAGCCAUUCUCCGGGUAGGGUUCAAGAUACUAUCGACUCAGUACAAAAAGCAAGGGAGGAGGUGCUUGCUCGACAGAUGGCAGAGUUUGCAGCUAUGGACCAAACUAUCCUCUCUAAGAAGGUGGGAUUGCCGGAAGUCAAGGUUGAGCCUAUUCCUGUCACAUCCGACCAGAAGACAAUUCCCAAACCAGCCGAAACCACAAAAGGAGAGGAGCACACUAAGGUGCCCACCAAGGAAAUAUCCACGGGGGAAAUAUCCGCUGAGCACGAUGCCAAGAAGGGUGAGCCUGAGGGCUCUGCAACUGAACAAGAUGAGCAACCCCCCGCCGAGGGCAAGCUGGAUGAGGAGGCAAAGUCCGAAGCUGAUGCGACUGAGGCUGAAGUCUCUGGAACCGAGCCAGUCGAGACUACACCUGUAUCGACUGAGCCAGCUGAACCAAGCGAGUCAAAAAUCGAGGACGUCGAGACCACCGAGGCCAUCGAAGCUGCUGGGACCGAAGAAAGUGAACCUGCCAAGGAGCCAGAAUCCCAAGAGCCUGAGGCCAAAGAAAUCGAAACCAAGAAAUCUGAGGCGAAGGAGCCGGAUGCAGAGGGCCCUACAGAAGAUUCUGAACCUGCAAAGGUUGAGGCGCAAGAACCUGAGAUGAAGGACACUGAGAUCGAAGAACCCGAAGUCAAAGAACCUGAGACCAAGGAUACUGAGAUUGAAGAAACUGAGAUUGAAGACCGUGAAGUCGAAGAACCCCGUCCUGAGACUCCGCGACCGAGAGCUCGAUCUGAAAUUCCAGAACCAGAAACUCCUCAGCCUAGAGAGCAGAGAGAGAACACAACAACUGCGUCAGUCUCUCACGUUGUUACAAACGUCAUCAUUCUACAGUCCUUCCUCUUUGAGCUUGCUGCCCUCGUACAGGUCAGAGCAGGUCUAUUCGACGAGGUGCGAUUUGUGUAA